AUGGCAAUGCACACGCUGUAUGCUCUGCCUUACCUCCGAAAAACAAAAGGGAACAUCAUCAAUAUGUCCAGCAUUACCGCCAUUUUUGGAGACAAGCAAUCCGUACCCUAUGUAACAACCAAGGGUGCUGUUACUGCGAUGACAAAAGCUCUGGCCAUUGAUGAGAGCAAGCAUUGUGUCCGAGUCAACUGCAUCUCACCUGCCAGUGUUUGGACUCCAUUGAAGGCAAGUCUUAUAAAUGGCUCACCUGAUCCAGAGGAAGCAUUCCAGGAUGCCAAGGAUGCUCAGCUUAUGGGACGUAUGGGAACCCCUGAAGAGAUUGCAAAGCCUGCCCUGUUCCUUGCUACCGAUGCCACAUUCUGCACAGGAUGUGACCUUGUGGCUAGUGGUGGAUCUGAGCUUGGCUUCGCCCACAAAAGCCCAUUUACUCCCGGAUGUGACUCUAAAAACUAGAGGAGCCAAACAGGAUGAGAGUGCUAAAGUGACUAAAACAAGGCAAGCUGGGAGAACUGUUAGAAUGCAAACCUACCCAUCCUGGUAGAGGGCUACCUCACAAGGCAGUUGUAUGUAUCCAUAUAUUGUAUUCCAGAAAUCAGUGGGUCCUAACCUUUGGUCUUCAAGGUAUUUUGGACUUCAGCUCCUGAGAUUACUAACAGUUAGAUGGGGUUUCUGAGAGAUGAAGCCCAAAACACCUGCUUUGAAAAUCUGGAUUAUACGGCAGUCUAAGUCCAGACUAAUACAGCCUAUGAGAAGAAAGCACUGGAAAUUGCAGUCCAGCAACAUUUGCAGUGCCAAUAAAUGCUUCCCCCC
Messenger RNA from Anolis carolinensis (green anole), 810 nucleotides. Its product is annotated as 17-beta-hydroxysteroid dehydrogenase 14-like. Gene Ontology annotation, molecular function: estradiol 17-beta-dehydrogenase [NAD(P)+] activity. Gene Ontology annotation, biological process: steroid catabolic process. Gene Ontology annotation, cellular component: cytosol. The transcript is spliced from 5 exons. The coding region runs from base 1 to 453 and encodes 150 amino acids. The record is from RefSeq and is a predicted model, not a curated record. NCBI's taxonomy places the organism in Eukaryota, Metazoa, Chordata, Lepidosauria, Squamata, Anolidae.